AUGGCUCCUCUGAAGAUAAUCGGCGCGGGGUACCCGCGAACAGGCACGCUCAGUCUAUGUGAAGCGUUGGAGAUUCUCGGAUACAACUGUCACCACAUGGACAAGAUCCUCCUAGACGAGACUCAAGACCCGAGCAUAUUCACUCGGGCGUACACAACCAAAUCCGCCCCGGACUGGGACGAAGUCUACCGCAACUACGACGCAGCGGUCGACUGCCCCAGCAUGGCGUUCUGGGAGGAUCUGUUCCGGAAAUACCCAGACGCAAAAGUCAUCCUAACCACCCGCGACUCCGACGCUUGGUACGACUCCGUGGGUAGGACGAUCUACCAGCAUUCACUCAAAGAGGAUGUUAGCUGGCCGCUUCGCCUGCUCAAGGCGCGGGAGAUGUCGCGCGCGAUCGUCAAGCAUGGCGUGCUGAAGGAUUAUGCAGAUAAGGAGGCCACGUUGCGACAGUUCAGGGAGCAUAUCGAGCGCGUUCAGGAGACCGUACCGCCGGGUCAACUGUUGGUUUUUGACUCGCGUCAGGGAUGGGAGCCUUUAUGCCGAUUUCUGAGUGUUGCUGUUCCGAAAGGACGGCCAUACCCGCAUACCAACCGCGCGGGAGAGUUUGUAGAUCGGAUUUGGUGGUAUAAAUCUGUUAUUGAAAGUAGAGAGGGGGCCAGAGGGCUGAAAUCCUGA
Messenger RNA from Aspergillus terreus NIH2624, 678 nucleotides. RefSeq names its product sulfotransferase family protein. Lineage: Eukaryota; Fungi; Ascomycota; Eurotiomycetes; Eurotiales; Aspergillaceae. The record is from RefSeq and is a predicted model, not a curated record. The transcript is spliced from 2 exons. Bases 1 to 678 code for a protein of 225 amino acids.